Messenger RNA from Aphanomyces astaci, 768 nucleotides. RefSeq lists its product as hypothetical. The transcript is spliced from 2 exons. Bases 1 to 768 code for a protein of 255 amino acids. The record is from RefSeq and is a predicted model, not a curated record. Lineage: Eukaryota; Oomycota; Saprolegniomycetes; Saprolegniales; Verrucalvaceae.
AUGCUGUCCUGCCAAGAAAUCGAGGUGCUUCCUAAGAAGCGGCACACCAGCAAGUUUCCCCAGCGGUUGCGUCUACUUCGGCUACUGGCAUGCGUUGUUGAGCGACCCAUCAUCCCUAAUGUGCGCUUUGCCCUGCAAACUAUCACUGACGCCGACUCCCGCUUGAAGUUCCGAUUUGACGUCGCUGGCGUCCAACGCCUUGUGGUCGCCCUGAGAUUGCCCGAAGUUGUUGUGACAUCGUCCCGCGAUCGCUGUCUUGCUUCGGAAGCUCUUUGUAUCACGCUCUGCCGCAUGUCCUACCCUCGCCUCUACUACGACAUGAUGGCGACGUUUGACCGGUCACGAGAGUCUAUUUGUCGUAUCUUUAACUACGUAAUAGACUUCUUGUUUGACAAGUGGAAAGAACUGCUGUACUUUUGCGACUCUAUCGUCGUUCCAAGACUCGUGAUCAAGUUUGAAACAUGCCGCAUCACUCAAAAGCGCGACCGUGUUGCAUCAAGUUUUGCCGACCUGCAGCGGUUGAUCUACAGCGGCCACAAGCGCAGACCCUGCCUGAAUUGUUUUCAGGCAGUGACUGCUCCAGACGGACUGUGUGUGCACUUUUGGGGGGCGGCCGAGGGGUCGCGACAUGACACCACGCUCUUGCGGCUGAGCAAACUCGAAGCGUAUUUGGUCGCUAGAUGCGAUUUAUUUCGCGACGUUUUGGUUAUGAUGACCCGGCGUAUAUGGCGUGUUGGAGUGGAUAUGCUCCGGCUACAAAGGCAGUGA